This is a messenger RNA of Cooperia oncophora, 507 nucleotides long. The record is from the annotation of a GenBank genome assembly. NCBI's taxonomy places the organism in Eukaryota, Metazoa, Nematoda, Chromadorea, Rhabditida, Trichostrongylidae.
AUGCUGGCCGAUAUGGAAAAGGAAGAGUGGUAUCACGGGUGUCUCCCCCUGGAAGAUAUAGUCGGCUUGUUGCAGAAAAACGGAGAUUUUUUAAUACGCGGACUCGAGCCGGACGGAGAAAGAAUGGCAACGGCAUGUGUGACCGUAAAAUGGGAGGACAAAGUUCGUGAUAAUCCGGUCCACUACUCGAAGCUUGGAAAGGACCAAACAUUCACUAUAGACGGGCGAAAUAAGAAAAGUGAUAUCAUGAGUCUAGUCAAAUUCCACUACUCGUCUAAAACACCAGUGAACGAAGGUGCACAACUACAACAACCAAUUUCGAAACAACCUUGGGAGCUGACCAGCGACAAAAUCACUCUGAGCUCAAAAAUUGGGGCUGGAACAUUUGGAGAAGUAUGGCAGGGUUUGAUGGUUGAUGAACCUAACAAACCUCCAAAAACAGUUGCCAUAAAAAAGGUAAGCUUUUCGGAACGGACUUUCCUCAUAAUGAGUGCUUUCUGUUUAUGA